UAGGAUAUCCUUUUUGUGAAGAGAUAGGAAGGCUUAAAAGGACACGAGCCUUUCUUUACCCUCUUCGUUGUCUUCCACAGCCCCUGAGAACAACAUGAAGGUCCUGUCGCUUCUUCUGCUGGCGUUCGCCUGCGCAUCGACGAGUGGCUGGAGCAUCAUUUGCUCGCCAUGUGACGAAUCGAGAUGUCUGCCGCCGCCCGAUGAUUGCAAAUUCGGCCUUGUCAAGGAUGCAUGCAACUGUUGCGAUGUCUGCGGAAAGGGCCCUUCUGAGGACUGCGAUCCGGAGAAUAAGUGCGGGCCUGGCUAUUACUGCCACCUGCACCCUAUCUCCUAUGGCAAUGGUGUCUGCAAGAGGAUACUGUCAAAAUGGCAGUGAACAAGACCAUGCUUUGGAACUAGGCCGGCGAGAGUACGGAACGGAAAGGGGGCCUCCUCGUCAUUUCCGCUUAGUUACGUACACAGUAUCCAUAGCAACAAGGAAAGCGUCUAUCCCCUAAACAAUAUAAGCCUUUUCCGCAUUUCCAUUCUGCGUCACUGCAGAUCUCACCAGGUCCCUGAAAAAAAUAAAAUGUGCGUAAUCAGAAUUGUAGUCAAUGGGUUGAAGUGUGAAUGUAAUUGAUAUGAAAUUAUUUAUAAACAGUAUCUGCGAAAUAAAUUAUCGUAUUUUA
Molecule: messenger RNA, 668 nt
Organism: Penaeus chinensis
Lineage: Eukaryota; Metazoa; Arthropoda; Malacostraca; Decapoda; Penaeidae
Product: serine protease HTRA1-like
Exons: 4
Coding region: 95-376 (93 amino acids)
Biological process (GO): regulation of cell growth; regulation of signal transduction
Cellular component (GO): extracellular region
Molecular function (GO): insulin-like growth factor binding
Source: RefSeq, a predicted model, not a curated record